Pseudogymnoascus destructans is the source of this 1533-nucleotide messenger RNA. RefSeq lists its product as uncharacterized. The transcript has 2 exons. NCBI's taxonomy places the organism in Eukaryota, Fungi, Ascomycota, Leotiomycetes, Thelebolales, Thelebolaceae. The coding region runs from base 1 to 1164 and encodes 387 amino acids. The record is from RefSeq and is a predicted model, not a curated record.
AUGGGAGACAUAUUCCUCUUCCUCUUCCUCUUCGCCUUCAAUCUCUGGUUCACUCUCAGUCCCCGGUUCGUCCCAAUUCUCCGACUCACUUCUGGAGCCGGGGCAAAUACUCCCUCCGGGGAUGUCGUCCUCUUCGCCCUCGGUCUCUGGCUCAGCCCCACCUCCGCAUCUUUAUACUCUUCGUCAGUAUCCUCGCUACCCUCCUCUCUACCCUCUUCCUCUCCACCCUCUUAUUUUCCACCCUCUUCCUCUCCACCCUCUUAUUCUCCACCCUCUUCUUCUCCACCCUCUUCCUCUCCACCCUCUUCCUCUCCACCCUCUUCCUCUCCACCCUCUUCCUCUCCACCCUCUUCCUGUCCACUCUCCUCCUCUGAAGACACAUAUACAAUUUGCUCAUUCCACUUUAACCUCCUCGCUGAGCUUUCCCCACUUUACGUUCUUCAGCCGCGUUUGGAGCUCGGUGCCGCUGAUCUUGGAGCUACACCACCGCUGCCGCCAGUAGGAUCAACACUGGUAGGCGGCGUAGACGGACCACCGCUCUUACCUGACUUAGAUUUUGUUUUCUCCCCAUUCUUAUCCUUACCAGGUUUGCCACCCUUAUUCUUCGCCGCCUCAGCUCCGGCGGCUUUAAUAGCCUCAAGGGCCUUUGCAGCUUCGACAGCUUCAAGAACCUUGGCAGCCUCAACAGCCUCAGCAGCCUCAGCAACUCUCGUAGCAGCCUUCUUAGCAGCCUUCUCAGCAGCUUUCUUAGCAGCCUCCGCCUUCCCCUUCCUCCUCCUUAAACGCCUCUCCUCCUUCGUCUCCUUUUUCUUUGGCUCGAUCCCCGUUGGCUUCGCACCCGCAUUUCUCUUCUUUUUACGCGAUGGCGGUGGACGAUUGUUUCGGCCAUCCACAACACUUUGUUCGAUGCCAGCGGUUUCUGCGGCUGUGGGCGGUUUGGCGAGGCCUUGGGAGGCGAGCACGUUGGCGUUGACGGCGGCUUGGACGGCGGGGUUGGCGCGGACGUCGGCGCGGGUUAUGCGGGUUACUCUGGGGUCGCGUUGCCGUUGGAUUCGGGGAGGCAUUUUGUAUGGUGUUGCUGUUGUAUUGUGUUGUAUGGCGCUGUGUGGUGCUGUAUGGUGCUUUCUUGUGUGGUGUGGUGUGGUGUGGUGUAUAAAACGAUAAUUUCGAGCUUUUUCCGAGUAUCAAACUCGUUCAGGGAAUUAUCAAACUCUGAUAUGGGAAUGGGGAAUAUGACUGGAGAAGGAAUGCAGAAUUUCAAUUGAUACUCGGAUGAAAGUUGGGGAUAAUAAAUGCAAAUUGUGUAUGAAAGCCGGGGAUACGACACGAGCAAUGAAAGGAGAGGAAGUUGGGACGAAAGGGUGAGUCGGCGAGGGACAAGAGAUUCUUUACAGAAGAGUUCGAGGGCUGUUUUCGGACUCGAACGGUGUGGCUUUAAUGGGUUUGAACCUUUGUUGGGAGGGACGGGGGCGCCGGAUGGGGAUGUCUGUUUCCUUUGACGACGAUUUUAAAAGGGGGAUAAAGGUGUAAGAG